Lineus longissimus is the source of this 1847-nucleotide messenger RNA. RefSeq names its product inactive C-alpha-formylglycine-generating enzyme 2-like. The record is from RefSeq and is a predicted model, not a curated record. Gene Ontology annotation, cellular component: endoplasmic reticulum. The transcript has 9 exons. NCBI's taxonomy places the organism in Eukaryota, Metazoa, Nemertea, Pilidiophora, Heteronemertea, Lineidae. The coding region runs from base 16 to 1239 and encodes 407 amino acids.
GCAAUCCCGGCAGACAUGGCGCCCACCACACACAUCCUUGGACUAGCUGUCCUGUGUUUAUUUUGCUUUAUGGUAUGUUUUGGGAUGAGACCUUCAGAAUGGAGCAACCUCCCAGACUCCAAGAUAAUUUGGAAGGCGGCAAAACCCCUGCUGACCCGGGAGCAGCAUAUGGAACAUGAGGACGAAUGGACGAAGGGACACCCUGAUGACCCCUACGACGGUAUGGCGAAAUUCUUCGGCCAGGACAAAAUCAAGAUAGGAAUCAACGACAUUGAUUAUAAGGAGCACGGGGAGUUCCCUUAUAGAGUUGUCAAGCUGGACGACUUCAUGAUGGACAAAUAUCCCGUCACUGUCGGCCAGUUCAGACGCUUCCAGCAAAACAAGCCUUUAUUUCGGAGCACUGCUGAAAUGCAUGGAUUCAGCCACGUGUUCUUCAGACAUGUCACCAACCCCAUCCAGUACCCGGAGAAAGAUAUGAAGGACGUCUUUUGGAGGAAGGUGCCGCUUACAACGUGGGCUAUGCCGUGGGGCCGCAAGGACACCGACGAGGACACACUGAAUGAGGACCUGCCCGCCGUCCACGUCAGUCAUGAUGACGCGUCGAAUUAUUGUAAUUGGAGGGGGAAGCGACUGCCGUCAGAGGCAGAGUGGGAGUACGCUGCGAGGGCGGGAAACCCUGAACCUAUCAUCUACCCCUGGGGCGACCACUUCAAACCGAAGCGCAUGAACCACUGGCAGGGCUAUUACCCAGGCGAGAAUCUUGAACAUGAUGGUCACGGGGGCGUCGCGCCAGUGGACGCGUUUGAAGCACAGAAUACAAAAGGGAUGCAUGACAUGGUCGGGAAUAUUUGGGAAUGGACGGCUUCAUUCUACAUCCCAUAUGACCGCACAAACUACACCAUGGCAGAUGUUGGAAAGACAUUCGUGACGAAGGGGGGCUCCUUCAUUGACACGGUGGAGGGGAACAUGAACCAUCCCAUCAGGGUCGCCUCCAGAUGGCCUCAAGGAAUCAGCUAUACCGCGGAGAAUGUCGGAUUCCGCUGCGCCCGCUCGUGGGACGUGGAUGUGUCAUGGAUGAAAGCCAUUAAACCAGACAAACCAAAACCACAACACAUCCGCUUUGAGGACACAUGGGAGUUCAAGAAAAAUGAAAAGCUGCGGCUGGAGAAGAUGGAGAAGUUGAAAAACAUUGGUGAGAGGAAGAAAGCUCACAAGAUAUUCAGGAAGGACGAACUUUGAGUGUGUUUCUCUUGUGUGAGGACAACAGUGGCCAGAGUCUUAACGCCACCAGGGGUAAUGGAAUCUCACCCAGAACGCUUUAUCAUGCACAUUUUAUAGUACUUAUUGAUAUUCAUUGCCGCACCCGUCGGCGUUCAAAGAUCGCACUGGAUUGCAUGCCUAAUUUUCGUGUCUGGUUGAUAUCACACAUACUCCACACGGGUACAAACAUGGUCGUCUUUUCUCCAGCCCGGUUGUCACAACCAUGCUGUCUCAUUUGGCGAAAGACUAUGGCAUUAUAAAUGUACCCAUGGGUAUGUUAUGUCACGACUGUUGUGCACUGGACAAGACCUGGUCAUAUCUCCAAUUCAGCCAAUGUCACAAAAAUGCCGUCUCAUACCGGUGAAAGACCAUCGAGACAACUUGGGUCAUUUCUUCGAUUCAGCCACAACCAUGCGGUCUCGUCUUGUGAAAGAUCAUCACAUCCUAUAAAUGUCCCCACAUCCCAAUCUGGCCAUGUCACAACAGUUGAUGCAUUAGGCAAGAUUUGUGACACAGUUCGGAUUGUGGGUACAUUUAAUCUUCCUUUGUUGAAACUUAAGAAUUAAAGCAUACCACAUUUCAUGUCA